Molecule: messenger RNA, 28254 nt
Organism: Rattus norvegicus (Norway rat)
Lineage: Eukaryota; Metazoa; Chordata; Mammalia; Rodentia; Muridae
Gene: Rhobtb1
Product: Rho-related BTB domain containing 1
Cellular component (GO): endosome membrane
Molecular function (GO): G protein activity; GTPase activity; GTP binding
Source: RefSeq, a predicted model, not a curated record
CUUGCUCCUUGUAUUCUCUCUCUCUCUCUCUCUCUCUCUCUCUCUCUCUCUCUCUCUCUCUCUCUCUCUCCUCCCUCUCCCCUCUACCCUAUGCCUUCUCUGUCUGCUGGUCCUGGUGGCACAUCUCCAGUAGCAUGUCUUUCCCCUGUAGUCUAGAGUCUCUGGAGUUUCCAUGAAUCCUUUCAUUGUUUGAGCCUCAGCCCUCACAUAAUACCCAGAUCAUCCUGGAGAGCCUGGCCUCUCCUCCUUCCCUUCCAGACACCACAUGGCUCUCUAAGGAAUGCUUCUCAUAGCCCUUGCAUCUCAGAGCAACUGCAAGGUUUCCAACCAAGUCGCCAAGACAGUCCUUGCCUGCAGCAAACUUUUGCUUUCAAUUUCGAAGCACACGUCCGAGCUCCCCGCCUCCUUUUCAAUUAAGAGGCCCACUGAGCAUUCUGUCUGGCUGUCUUUUCUCUGAGCCAUGCCCUGCUGCUGCUGCAGGUGAGUAGCUAGGAAGCCAUAGCGCUGCAGUUGGGCCCUCCCCCACACACACACACACUUGAUAACCAGCCUGGCCUAAAGGACACCUCCAGGAAGCAUUCCAGCACACACCUCUCUCUCCCCCCUAGCUGCCACACGGUCAUGUGGCACUUGCUCUGCUCUGGACUUGAACAGAGUCUUGGCAACACAUCCUGUCCAUCUCUCACGCAGCAGAGGGAGCCUGCCGGGACUGUUUUUGCCUUUACCCAUACCUGGUUUUUUUCCUUCUGUUUUUAAUAAUUCAGUGGCCUCAGUAGCCUCGAAUGGACUUCUUUUUUCCUGACGGCACAGUUACCGCUUAGUAGUUGGCAAAUGUUUAGUGCAAGAUGGGGUGUGGCUAUAGUCUGUGAAGCAGCUAAGUUAGGGGCCUGGUGCUUUGAGCCCCAAUUACUACACUGUCCCUAGCCUUAUUAGUAACCUCACAUGGGUUGAGCUUUGAUGUCGCUCUUACCAAGGAGCUAAUAAUGCUUAAAACCGGGCUUCAAUGGGAAUGGGAGUUGCAGUAGGGGAGACAGUCUGAGCUCUAAGGUAGGACCUGGUAUCAGGAGUUCCUAACAAGCCAGUGAGAUUUGAGUCUAGACUGGACCCUCACCUAAGUUCGUUGCCUGAGUCUUAAACGUGGAAGGAGUGGGGAGGGGUAGUUGACUGAUGGGUCUUGUAGGGAAAACAAAUUACAUCAGCUAUCACCGGGACAAAACUCUUGACAGAAGCCAUUAAGGGAGGCCAGGUUUCUGUAGGCUCGCAGUUCCAAGGAAGGUGUUGUGAGGCAGCUGAUCCCUAUGCAUCCGAAAAUAGAACAAGGUGAAUGCUGGUGUUCCAUUUACCUUCUCCGUGUCAUGGAGUCUGGGACACCGGAGCAUGAGCCACCCACAUCCAUGAUGAGUUUUUCCUCCUCAGUCAAACCCCUCUCUAAACAUUCCCACAGACAUCCCCAGAUGUCUGUUCCCACGGCAAUUCUAAAUCCAGUCAAGUUAUCAAGAAAGAUUAACCACCAUAUAAUUAACCGCACAUGUGUACAUAAACAGAGAUGGAGGUGCUUCUGGGGAUCGGACAUACGGCUUCAUGGUGUGUGCUUCACAUGUGCAAGGCUCUGUGUCCAGUUUCCAAUGUGCACAUGUAUACAUACCUACACAAGUGCUAAUCAGAACCGUAGAACAAACACUUGACAAUAAGAACACUCACCAAUACCUCUUACUAUAACUCUUACACUGGUGCCCGUUUCUUACUGAAUGGUCCUAUCAGUUACACACACUUACACACACACACACACACACACACACACACACACACACACACAUCUACAGCCAACAUAUGGUUAUAUAGUUAGCCUGUCAACAGAGUUCAGUUCCCACACAAGUGUUCCGUUAUCUUUCACAGUGACAAGUAAGACAGAAGUGAAACCACAGAAGCACAAGUCUGGACUGCACCUAGCUGUCUGUGGUGUGCACAAGUGUCCUAGUUAGGUUUGCUAUUUCUGCAAUGAAACACCAUGACCCGAAAGCGUAUCAGGGAGGAGAGGGUUUAUUCGGUUUAUGCUUCCAGAUCAGAGUCCGUCACUGGAGGAAGUCAGGACAGGAACUCAAGCAAUGCCGGAACCUAAAGACAGGAGCUGAUGCAGGGGCAUGGAGGAAUGUUUACUGGCUUGCUUCCCAUGGCUCGCUCAGCCUGCUUUCUUAGAGAACCCAGGGACCACCAGCCCAGGGAUGGCACGAUGGGCUGGGCAUUCCCCAUGGAUCACUGAUUGAGAAAAUGCCCUACAGCUGGAUCUCAUGGAGGCAUUUCCUCAAUUGAGGGUGCUUUCUCUCUAGUGACUCUAGCUUGUGUCACAAAACCCAGCCAGUGCAGGGAGUCUAUGACAGAAUGGCUAGAAGAAGUGUUUGAACUCUGCAAAGAUACUUCCUCAGAUGGGCCAGUCACAAUGUAACGACACAAACAACACACCUUUCAAAAAGUUUUUUAUUAUUUUUAAAAUGUAUAUAUAUAUAUAUAUAUGUAUCUUAUUUUAUCUGUAUGUACAUUAGUGCUUUAUUUGCAUGACAGAAGAGGGCAUCCAAUUCCAUUACAGAUGGUUGUAAACUACCAUGUGGUUGCUGGAAUUGAACUCAGGACCUCUGGAAGAACCAGUGCUCCUAACCACUGAGGCCAUCUCUCCAGCCUCACACAUAACACACUUUUUAUGUUAUUCUACAGGACACUAAAUUGAGCCCCAAUUUUUGUGAUGACCUCUUAUGUGAUGCUAAUACUUCCGAGGUGACUGAUAGUUCAGAGGUGGCACACCGGCAAACCCUUCUUCAAUGCUUCUGCCCCACACAUAACAUUGCUGUGAUGACGUCUAAGGCAUAAACUAUCUGUGUGUGUUUUUAAUUGCUGUGUUCUGUUUUUUACUGUGUGGGUGUUUUAACCUGUAUGUAUGUCUAUACACCUCAUGAGAGCCCAGUGCCUACAGAAGCCAGUAGAAGAAAUCAGGUUCCUUAGACUUGGAGCUACAGAUGGUGGUGAGCUGCCAUGUGGUUACUGGGAAUCAAAUCUGGGCCCUCGGCAAGUGCAGCCAGUGUUCUUAACUACUGAACCAUCCCUCCACCCAGUAUAGGUUUCUAACAAAAUAGAAGAUAAUGAGAAAACGGUGGCUUUUGAGAACUUGGGAUGGUUUAUUUCAACAAAGUUUCUACAACUUUGUGUGUGUGUGUGUGUGUGUGUGUGUGUGUGUGUGUGUGUAAUACUGGCACUGGUUUAAUGGACUUGUCGAGUUUUACAGUUUGCUCUCAUGAACUAGUAGGGGCUGACCCCGGAACAUUGAGAGCUCUGCGGUUCUCAGCUUCAGCCUUACCUUGAUUGGGACUUCCUCCCUACAGUUUCAGGCUUAGGUCUUCCCUGGGUCUCAGGAAACGGAACUGAAAAGAUUUGUAUUGAAUUUGACCUUACAUAAAAAUACAUAAAACCUAAUUGUGUAAUAGAAAAUGCUCAGAAGCCAAUGAUACACACACAGCCUGCACAGGGGCAGAAUCACUCUGCAGUAACCACGGCCAUGGUUUCUACUUUGUGUCAGUCUGUGCUGAUUUUGCACAGCAUUGGGGCUCCUUGUGCCAUUUCAUAUGCGUACAUAGGGCACUCUGGGAGUCUCUCACUAUACCUGGAGUUCAUUGAUUGAGAGGUAAGCAGGCUGGCCAAAAAGCACAGGUUACAGAUAUGUCACUCGUGACUUUUGUGGGUUCUGGGGUUCUGUAUUUAGGUCUUCACUUACUGAGGCAUCUUGCCUACCUACCCUGUAUGCUUUGCAGCGCCUAACUUCUUUCCCUCAGCAUUGUGGAUAUGAAAUCCAUCCGUGAUGAAUGGAGCAAGACUUCAGCCGCUCUCAUUGGUGUAGAUUAUUAUUCCAUUGUACAAAUGGAUCCACUUCUCAUUGAUUUAUCCAUUCUACACAUAGUGGGUUGUUUCCAGAGACUGUUUCUUAGGAGCCGAGGUGCAGAAACAUUCCUCUGCUCCUGAUGGGAGCAUGCUAUUCGAGUCAUGCUAUUCUUCCUCAGUCAGUGAGCUCCUCUCCCUCUCCUACAGCACACCCAAGGCCAUUGGUCCAUUUGUGUGAACAUGCUUUCACUUCCCUAAGGCCUGAGGCCACUGUUUCCGUGGAUCACAGAUUGUCCUCCGGACUCCUCUCUGUGCAGCUGCCCCUUUCAUCGGGACAUCUGCAUUUAUUCUAAAGGGUCAUGGUAUCUGGCUUCACAUCAGUAAGCGGAGUGGAAGUGACAGACAAUGUGGCCACGGAACUGAGGGCUAAGUCUGGCAGCUGAUCAGUGAGGCUCCUGGAGAGAGGUUCAGCUCAGGGAAAUGGCUUCCUAGUGUGUAUCAAACAAAAAUCAACAGUGAGCUCCCUUGACUGGAAGUCCACCAAGCACUCUGCCCUCACUUGACUUGGUCUGGGGAGAGUGUUACCCAUCAGUUGUUCAGCGGGUGACCCCCCCCCCACCUCUAGGGUAUUCCUUGGGAAAAUUUUUGAAGAGUGGGAGAGCAGUGAAAAAGAAAGCAGUGGGGAGAAAGACAAGAUUUUUUCAUCUGCUUGGCUCCAAGCACACCCUAACCCUAACUGGUGUAGCUCUGUCCCCUCAGUGUUUAGCUGCAACCGUUCAGCUGUGCUGUGUCUUUAUUAAUGUUUGCACUGCAGAGACUCACCCUCUGACAGCCCUGGAGAAUGUUUUCAGUGAGCCAGCUGAAAAGCGCGCACAGACACACACACACACACACACACACACACACACACACACACACACACAGAGGGAGAGAGAGAGAGGGAGAGAGAGGGAGAGAGAGAAAGAGAGACAGGGAGAGAGAGAGAGAGAGAGAGAGAGAGAGAGAGAGAGAGGGAGAGAGAGAAAGAGAGACAGGGAGAGAGAGAGAGAGAGAGAGAGAGAGAGAGAGAGAGAGAGAGAGAGAAAGCAACAGUCCCAUAUGCUUGCGUUAUUCACAGCUUGCGUUAUUCACAGCUUCUUGUUUUCUCAGGAGAGCAUUAACAUGUUUCCUUCAAGAAUGAUCAACAUCACCAUCGUUGUUAACCCUUGACCAAGUUUUCCCCGGCCUGCUCUGGGCCACAGCUCAGCCACACACCAUAGCUCUCUAAGGGAUCUGCAAAACCCAUGACCCAAGUAGGACACCUAAAAAGCACCCAUGGAAAAAGCACAGACGUGACAGCUAGAUAGACCAGGGGGACAGAACACCAGGCGGGUAUGGAUGUGGAGGCAGGAGACUCAGAAGUUAAGUUUAUCCUCAGCUGCAUAUCAGUUACAGACUAGCCUAGGUUAUAUACCUGUUCUAUAAACAAACAAACAAACAAACAAACAAGUUGUGGGGAACUAGGAAUUUGGCUUGGUUGCUAAAAUAUUUGUCAUAUUAACAUGAAGACCUGAGUUCAGAUCUCCAAGAUCCACACAUCAAGCUGGGUGCUGUGGGUCAACUUCCAGUAUUAAGACAGGGAUCCUGCUACCCCAGUAUUGGGAUGGGGUGCAGCGGACUCACUGACCUAGCCAGUUCUGUAAGAGACCCCGCCUCAAAGUACAAGACACAAAACAGCUGAGAAAGACCAGCCACCCUGGCCUCUGACCUCUGGCCUCUGGCCUCUGCAUGUGCAUAUAUGCAGACAUGAGCACAUGCACAUGCAUAUAGCACUCACAUACAAAUGUCAAAAACAACAUUUAAGAACCAACAAGAACACAUCAUCAAUACCUGCCUGAGUCUGCCAUUCCCCUACCUUCCUCGAGGCUGAAGUGAUAGAUCCCACAUCCAAGGUGGAGGUGAGCCAUUCAUUCACAGACCCUCACUCCUCACAGAACCAUCGCCUCAUCUGACCAACUAGUAUCAGUUUAGGCAGGACUCUGUCACCCAUGGAUCUGAACAUUCAUGCAUACCACCCCUUCCCAGUAACGAUCUUAGCGCAGAAUGAAUGACACACAGGAGUGCGCCUCAGUAUUUAUACGCCUGUGACUUCAGAAACAGGCAUGCGCACAACACGCCAACCAGGGAAUUCAGAGUUGCUUUCCUCCUAACGAAUGUCAGGUUCUGUCACACUGCUGACCCAUGCUUAAAAUAGUGUAACUGUGAUUGAUUUCUGCAGAAUACGUUCGCUUUCUAAUACCCUCAACUCGCUCGCUCGUUUCCGUAAGCAUAAAUAUUUUCUUUGGAUGCUCAAAUGUUCAAAGCCAAGAAUUUUUCCUUUUCUGCUAGAAAUAGUUUUGUGUGUGUGUGUGUGUGUGUGUGUGUGUGUGUGUGUGUGUGUGUGUGUGUGUGUGUGUGUUCUGAGUGGCCUCGGCUGUCUUUUUUAUUCAGUUCAGUUUCUGUCUCUGGUAUUUGGCACAAUAUCAUUUGAUUUCUGGAGUUUUUUUGUUUUGUUUUGUUUUUCCAUUUGGAAGCAUGGGUCAAAAGGAAACUGACUGGCUGUGGUUUACAGACGUGUGUUUUCAAAGUUUAAGCAUCUUCAAAAGUAAUUUUUUAGGGGUCUAGAGAGAUGGCCCAGAGGUUAGGAGCAUUUGCCACUCAUUCUCUGGCAGAGGACCUGGGUUCAAUUCCCAGCACCCAACAUGGCAGCACACUGUAACUCCUGUUCCAGGAGAUAUGACAACCUUUACUAACCUCCAACAGACCAGACACACAGAGGCAAGAUGCUCAUACACAUAAAAAUAAUAGUAAUAAUAAUAAUAACCUUUAGGGCCUGCAGCAAUGGCUCAGUGGGGAAGAGCAUUUGCUAUAUCCACAUGAGGUCCUGAGUUCACAUCCCAGGACCCCCAUGUGAAGGUGAGCAUGACCCUUAGUGCCUAACUAACUAAUGCUGUGGAUAUGGAAACAGGAAGAAUCAGUGGGAGGGGGUCUCUGAGCUUGCUAACCACCAGCCUGUCCCCAAUUUCAAUGAGACCCUGUCUAAAGGGAAGAAGGGAAAGAGUCAUAGACCAGGACACACAAAUCCUCCUCUGGCCUACACUCUUUCAAACUCACACACACAGAUAUAUAUCACACACCUAUACUCACACAUACACACCUAUAAACAUACACCACAUGCACUCACCACAAACAUACACACAUACACAUACACCACACACACACAUAUACAUACAUAUUCACACUACCACACACAAAUACACAUACACAAAUACACACCAUAUACACAUAUACAUGCAUACACACCACACCAUACACAUGUACAUAUACACAAACACCACACUGUUGCUGUAAAAUUAUAAAAACUGCUGUCUUUUAACCUGCACUAGGUCCGGCACCACAGUGUCACAAGAUAUCUGGCAGAUAUCUUCAUCUCAGUGCCCCACAUUGGGUGCCACCUAUUGCUGUAAAAUUAUUAAAAAAAAAAAAUGCUGUCUUUUACCCCGCACUAGGUCCAGCACUGAAGUGCCCCAAGAUAUCUGGUAGAUAUCUUCAUCUCAGUCAGCAAAGCUUCUCACCCGCUUUGCUGUAUCCCAUAUCACACUGCUGAUGGCUUCUCUCUGCACCUGGCAACAAUCUCUCUACCCGUCUAGUUCCCAAGGCAGGCUGCCACCAUGCCAGACAUAUACAUCCCAAUUCUGCGGUGGCCUAGUGCGGUGGCCAGCCACCACAUACUCUCUUAAACUUAAAUUGCCACAUGAAAGAACACACAACACAAUAACCUCUAAUCCAGUUGAUAAGAUAUAAUUGCCCACCUAGACAUACAGAGUCCUGUACACAUCCAUCCCUUAAGAACAUUCAUAACAACCUGUAAAUGUGCAGAGAGGAAUCUUAACAUCAGCCUCCAUGUUCUCUCGGCUGCUUCUCUCCUUCUUCCAGAUUCCUCUCUCUCAAAUUUUUCUCCUGCCCAUCCUUCCUUCUCUUCCAAUGACAGGCCUAUUGUACCUACCUUCACCUAUAUGACAUCAUCCUACAUCACAUAUACACACACAUUACACACACACACACACACAUAUAUAUAUACAUAGACAUACUCAUAUACAAAUACACAUACACACAUACCAUAUACACACAUACAUACACAUUACACACAUAUAUACAUACAUAUACAUACCACAUACACAAAUACACAUACACACAUACCAUACAUAUAUAACACAUACACAUACCACACACACAUACAUUUACACGCUACACACACAAAUACACAUACACCAUAUAUAUACACAUACACAGCACAACCACACCAUGCACACCUACACACACCAUGCACACACACACAUAUACCACACACACAUACACACACAUAAAUACACAUAAAAACACACACACCACACAUAUGCAUCAUACACCAGUAAUAAUAAUAAUUUUAUAACUGGUUUAUAUAAGCACUCUCAGAAUAGUUAGCAACACACUUAUAUAGUCCCUAUAUCUUUUUUUUUCUUUUUUUCGGAGCUGGGGACCGAACCCAGAGCCUUGUGCUUGCUAGGCAAGCGCUCUACCACUGAGCUAAAUCCCCAACCCCUAGUCCCUAUAUCUUUAAAUCCUGAAAUAUUCUCCUUCAUAAAAGCAAUACACCCUGAGCGUGGUAGCCCAUGCCUUUAACCCCAGCACUGCUAGUGGCAGAGGCAUGUGGACCUCUGGGAGUUCAAGGCAACUUUGGUCUACAUAGUGAGUUCCAGGCAGCUUGGGCUACAUAAGUAGAGCCUGUCUCAACCACCAAAAGAAAUAAAAGAAAUACACAUCGAAAGUACCAUCCUGCUAUAAAAGAAUGAUGUAUGACGUACUGCUGCCAGCUAUAACACUAGUUAACUUGAAACCAUUUGCUGAGGGGAAGAAGAGAGACAGAGACUCCAGACUUCGAGACUCCGUUCAUGAGAAAUGCUAUGAGCAAGCAAAGUCACCAACAGAAAGAUGAGUGACGGCCAAAGCUGGGGCAAGCGCCAGUUAGGACAAGCAGAUAUGAUGCCAAGAUUUCUUUUUUGGGGGGGGGGGGUGACAUGCUGCCGUUGCAUAUGAGUGCCAUUGUCUAACUCUGGGGAUAUUAAAAAAAGAAUAAAUUAUACAUUGUAAAUGAGUAAGAUUUGUGGCACGUGAAUUCGGUCCCAAUUUUUAGUUAGGUCAUGGUAAGUAGAAAGUGUCAAGAUGGGGACCUGAGAGAUGUCUUGGCAUGUAAGGUACCUGCCACACAAGUAUGAGGACAGGAAACCAGCACAUACAUUAAAAGCCAGGCGGGCACGGUGGCCCACAUGUGACCCCCACAGUUGGCAGGCAGAGACAGGGAUCCCUUGGGGCAAGCUGGUGAACUCUAGGUUCCUCAAGAGAUCCUGCCUCAGUAAAUAAAGAUAACAAUAGAAAGCAGAUGUCAACCUCUGGCCUACACGCACGCACGCACGCACGCACGCAACGCACGCAACGCACGCACGCAACGCACGCACGCAUGAGCACAUGGAAACAUGCUAGGAAUGAACUAUCGAUGCUUCACUCAGCAGCUGCUGCUGCUCUCUGUUCAUUGUUUCCUUCCGGUAUAUUCUCCGUGAUGUUUUAGCGAUGGAAGAAGUUGUUUUUCCAGGAUAACCGGGACACAGUUUCCACAUUACUACAUUUUAAGUAGUCGUAUAUGAAUGUCGCCAGCCGCUCCCUUAACAAGGCUGGAGCUAAAGGAAGGUCCACUAAGUUGAUAAUUGGGUCUUACAUAAUGGGAUGGCUUGCUUCCGACUAUGAUGGUCACCCUCUGCCAGGAGGAAAGGGUGGUCCAACGAAAGACAGAGGGCCUGGUAGGCAGAGAGACUCACAUGGAUGCCAGGAAAGAGGGAACCUUAGGGAGAAGCGCUCUGAGGAGAAGGCUCUCAGAAUCGAGACUCACAUAUUACACAGAGCAGUCGUUCUCUUCAGAAUCCCUUGUGUGUUGAGGCAGGCCAUGACACCUCACUGAGGGGGUGGGGGCUCCAUGGAAGGAAAUGAGGAGGCCCCCGCUUUUAAGCUUUGCCUCCUGUGCAUUUGAAAGAGCUCUCGGCUAUGCUUCUGAUCAUGGCCCUACUACGUUCCCUUGAAUUCUUGUUUUUCCUGUAUAGUCGGACGCCUUUAUCAAUAGCCUGAGAGUAUCCUCCUGAUCUCGGGCAUGAGUGAUUCAAGUACUUCCCAAGCAGGGUCUAAUUUGAAACAACUACUUGACGGGGCUUAUCCCCAGUUGAUAAAGGAAAUAAAGGCUCUUGUUUAGAAACAGGCUCAUACUGACUGUGGUGAAGACCUUUAAUUCUAUCAGGAGGCAGCGGCAGACGAGGAAAGAGUGCUGUGAGUUCCUGGCCAGUCAAAGCUAUACAGUGAGAAAGAAGGAGGGCAAAGAGGUGAGGACGGAGGGAAGAAAGGAAGGAAAAUGCCCAGCAUCACACAGCAAGCACGUCUGUUUGUGUAGCACUAAUGGUAUUCAUGCAUAUGAGGCGUGUGCCCAGUGUACGUGUGUGUAUAUAUUCAUAUGUGGAACCCAGAAGUUGACCUCAGUUGUCUUCAUUAAUCACAUUCCUUUUGACUCGAGGGCUCACUGAACCUGGGGUUUGCAGAUUUUGCUAGUCUGGGAAGCCCCAAGGAUCUUCCCAUCUCUACGUUCCUAGUGCCCAGAUUACAAGCACUAGUGCAGAGCCCCAGGCUUUUGUAGAUGCUGGGGAUUGAAUGCAGAUCCUUCUGCCUAAGCAGCAAACUGAGUGGGCCAUCCCCUCAGGCCCUGGCUUUUGUCAUUCUCAAUAAAGAUGUUCUAGAUACAGCUUCUCAAAAGUGUUGGGCAUGUGUAGAGGCAUUUCCUCAGCUAGAUGAUUCAGGAAGCGACAGUUCAGGAAGCGGUCCCCUCACGUCCAAGAGUUCAAGGGGCUGUGGUUGUAAAGCUCCUCCUCCUGUGUCUUUCUGUUGUGGUAAAAUUAAAAAAAGGUUGCACGACCUGGUUCCCGUGAGUUCCCACUCUGCGUAAAUCUGCACACUCUUGCUGUUUCUGUCAGCCGCUUUCACACACUGUCCCCUUGGCGGAUGUUGCCAUGCCUGAGACUCACAUCGCAUACGGGGGGCUGUGCUAGUGUGGCCCCACGCCAGGCUAACCCCAAGCAUUCUAUAGCCUACUACGGCUUCCUGUCAUAGACUCUGUUCACACUCCCACCAAUCUAGUAAAGACAGAGCUCAACAGGCUGUAUCCCAGCAACCAGAUUUAUGUGUUAAAUGCUCAAUGUACAAUACAACCACACGAUUAACUUACAACCAAUUGAUAAGGAUAUAAACCGCCCGCCUAGAUAAAAUAUAUUUUGUUCAUCUAGACAUAGAAAGCCCUGUACAAGCCAUCCCUUAAGAAUAUUCAUAACAACCUGUAGAUGUGCAGAGAGAAAUCUUUUUUUUUUUUCCUUUUUUUCGGAUCUGGGGACCGAAUCCAGGGCCUUGAGCUUGCUAGGCAAGCGCUCUACCACUGAGCUAAAUCCCCAACCCCCUUUUUUCUUUCUUAUUUUUUAAAUAUUUAUUUGUUUGUUUUGUGUAAAUACACAGUCAUUGUCUUAAGACACAUCAGAAGAGGGCAUUGGAUUCUAUUACGGAUGGUUGUGAGUCACCAUGUGGUUGCUGGGAAUUGAACUCAGGACCUCUGGAAGAGCAGUCAGUGCUCUUAACCUCUGAGCCAUUUCUCCAGCCCCGAGAGAAAUCUUAGCAUCCGCCGCCAUGUUCUCUUGGCUGCUCCCUCCCUUUUACUCCAGUCUCCUCCUCUCUCUAAAACCUUUCUCCUACCCAUCCUUCCUUCUCAUGUCCAAUGACAGGCCUCGUUCUAUCCCGUACCUGCCUUCACCUGCACAAUGACAUCAACCUACAUCUUUUAUUAGUUUGUUUGUGGCCAAAUAUUUAGUUCACAGGUUGCUUACUGGGAGGUGGUGUACAGGGGGAGUAGCUAACCCUUAUUAUCCCGUGUGGGCUAAGCUCGCUUGAAGGAAGGUUUGCUGGCUCCUGUACAGUUGAAACCACCGGGGAUGCCCAACAACCCUGUUGUUCAUCACUCAAAACCCAACCUCAAUGCUCUUUCCUGGUCACCAUCUUUCUCCAACAUUGAUUAGCUUUGAUUUUUACCAGCCUGUGUGCUUCAGCGACUUCUGCGAGCUUUUCCUUGAACUCGCGGUUCCCUUCCUGUGCCCUGCUAUGCCCUUUGAUUUAUUAGGAUUUGAUUUUUUCGGUAAGAACUGCCCUUUCCCGCCUUCCAGGAUAUCUCUCAGAGAUAAGGUUUGUCGUACAAGACACUGAGGCCUGAUUCAAACUGACUUCUUUUCCCCCUCCCUUUGCAUAGCCCAAGCUAGCCCUUUCCUCCACCUCCCAAGUGCUGCGACCCUUCACUCGUGGCACCGUACCUGGCUUGCCCUCCUCGCUUCUGGUCUAUCCGUCGCUCUUUGCUCCCUCAAUUCUUCAGAACCAACACCACCUGGUGGGCGCGUUUUGCCAUCCAAUCCUUUCGUUCUGCCUUCAGUUCUGAGCAUAGAUGGUUUCUGGUGUCCUUCCUCCGCCCCUCCUUUGCUACCACCCAUGUUUCUUGUUUGAUUUUUCUCUGUCUUGUUCUCAAUAUGGAAUCCCCUUACGGUACUCACAGGCUGCCUUUGUGUUCUCUUGUCUCACUACCCACAUAACCUACGUGUGCUGUUCGCUCACCUGUGAUUUAUUUUAGCAUCAUUUCUACUGGUCACAUCUUCUCUUCUGCUAUUCCUCACAGAAUAUCCACUCCAUGGUUUGUAACAAGCCUCACAAGUCUCCCUCUACCCAUUAGAAAAAAAAUAUCCAGAUGGCUGAGGACUGAAGUAUAUGCUAAAUCUCUCUGGUUGGCCUUGGCUCUGCCAGAGUCUCCAGCAGCCAUUCGGUACCAGAGAAGACAGAAGUUAAUGAGCUGGAGAGAGACUCUAGAGGUGAGAUAAGGACAAAAGGAAGCAGCAUCUGAGCUCGGAGGAAUCACUGAUGCUUGUUCACACCUGAUAGUGCCCCCUCACCUCAUUCUCCCUUAAACUGGCAUUACGGUCAAGUUCCUUCACUGCAGCCAGACCAUCAGUUCUCAACCUGUGGGUCGAGACCCCCUGGGUUGUCAACGGACCCUUUUACGGGAGUUACCUGUCUAGUGAGGGUUUUACUGCUGUGAACAGACACCAUGACCAAAGCAACUCUUCUAAGGACAACAUUUCAUUGGGGCUGGCUUACAGGUUCAGAGGUUCGGUCCGUUAUCAUCAAGGUGGGAACAUGGCAGCACCCAGGCAGGCAUGGCGCAGGAGGAGCUGAGAGUUCUACAUCUUCAUCUGAAGGCUGCUAGCAGAAUACUGACUUCCAGGAAGCUAGAAUGAGGGUCACACCCACAGUGACACACCAACUCCAACAAGGCCUAACAGUGCCACUCCCUGGGCCAAGCACAUACAAACCAUCAUACUGAGACCAUCAGAAAACAGAUUUACAUUAAGAUUUAUAACAGUAGCAAAUUAUAGUCAUGAGGUAGCAAUGAAAAUAAUUCUAUGAUUGUGGGGGGUGGGGGGCUCCCCAUAACUAUUAAAGGAAGAUUGAGAGCCACUGAUCCAGACGAAAAGGCCUGGCCAAGCAGGCAGGGGGAACUAGGAUGGGACAGUAUCCUGUGAGUACUCAGAUCUCUCUCUCUGGCCAUCCUCCUCAAGAGGCCAUGGGCUGCUCCAUGCUCAGGGCAACAUGUCCAUCUCUCAGAGGCCCUCUGCUGGCCCCACAAUCUAUUUUUCCAGCCACGUACUAGGUCAUAAUGACUCCAUUAUGGUUAUGGGAGGCAGAGAACACGCCGCUGAUGGGACCAAUCCUUUCCCUUUGAAAAUGGACAGGCCACGGGCCAUGUGUACACUCCUUGCUUGGCUCCAUGGAAGGGAUUUGGCAGAUGUCCUUCCGUUUCUGACAUAUGGCUACUCCUCAGCCUUCCUUCCGGUAUUGUUGUUGGAUGCAGCUAAAUGGCCCUUUACAUUACGCUUCCAUUUCUGCUACAAACCAACAAACCGAUCUCCAUGUCUCAUCGGUCCAUAUGCUGCUUCUUUCUCCUCUAGCCGAGGAAUGACUCACGGAAGGGCUUGGACACCCUUUGAGUUGUUAAUGUCCAAAAGAGAAUGAGAAAUACGUAUGUGUACAUGCACACACACACACACACACACUCACACACUCACAUAUACACAAACACAUACAAACUCACACACACACACUGACAAACACACACACUCACAUAUACACAAACACAUACAAACUCACACACACACAAACAUAUGCACACUCACACACUCACAUAUACACAAACACAUACAAACUCACGUACACACACACACUCACAUGCACACACAAACACAUGCACACACUCACAUGCACACACAAACACACACACACAAAUUCACACACACACAAACACACACUCACACUCACACAAACACAAACACCCACAAACACACACUCACAAACAUACACUCACACACACACACAAACACACACACAUAUAUAUGUAUAUAUAUGUACAUAUAUAUGCAUAUAUAUAUAUAAAGAUUUAUAAAUUGAUCAUAGGUGUUUGAGUACAAUAAUUAGCCAAGUUCUUUUAUUGUUCCCAACCAAAUAAAUCCCCUGGGCCUCCCGCCUAUAUUUGUUGACCCUCUUCUCCAGCCCUUAAAUUCCCAUUUGGUGGAGGGGCCUGAUCUUGGUCCUUGUGGUUCCCAUGGUAACGGAUGCCCUUCUCACUUGGAGACAGCAGUGGGUGUGAGACCACCUGCCGAGCUCUGCUCUCAGGAUGGGCCACAGCAGAUGUCCCUUACAGCAUUCCUCUCGCCCACCGCAUGCUACUCUCCAAGCUACCAGGCUUAAUAAUCAGUCAGCAGAGGCGGCCACACAUGAGUUCUCUGCUGGCCCUGAGGUGCAAGGUUUCCUACGGAGAGCGGUAGGGCGGUUACAUUUCUGUGCCCGACUCAACACUUAUUGGAAGGUGCACAUGGGCAAAGUACUGUGUAAAUAUUAAACAAAAUUCCGACCAAAAAAAUGGGUAUCUCAGAGCUGGAAAUAAUGCCUCAGUUAGUAAACUGCUUGCCCAGUGUGCAUAAAGCGCUGGGUUUAGUGUGGCAUAUAUCUGGCAUGGGGGAGGUAGAGACAGGAGGGUCAGAAGUUUAAGGUCAUCCUUGGCUACACAUCGAGGUGGGGGCCGGCUUGGACAUGAGACUGUAUCCCCAAAUAACAACAAUGACAAUAAUAAUAAUAAUAAUAAUAAUAAUAAUAAUAAUAAUGUGUAAUCCUGAUGGGGUAUAAGCAGAAUAAUGUAUGGAAUGUAAUUAUCUGUCUUACAAGUUGAAAUAUGAUAAACACCCCAGAAGGCAGUGUAGAAGGAAAGGCCUUGCAAAUGCAUCUUCUUCCAAGAUGCAACUGGGGCCUAUCUACCUGUCUACCUCUGUGGAUUCCACGCCGAACAGAGAUGAUCCUGUGUGUCACGGUCCCCUUGCCUCUUCUCCCCUCUGUUCUACAGCGGCCUUGUGAUACCAGUGGCACCUUUUUUUUUUUUUUUUUGGUUCUCUUUUUCGGAGCUGGGGACUGAACCCAGGGCCUUGCGCUUCCUAGGUAAGCGCUCUACCACUGAGCUAAAUCCCCAACCCCGGUGGCACCUUUUGAAAGCCCACCAGGACCUGCCGUUCCCCUGUGGAGACACUGCUCCUUUCUCACAGCAUUUGAAGCAACUCCUAUCUCUAGACUGUGCAGUAAAGAAGCUGGCCCAUGCCCACCCACACUGGCUUCUCCUGGCUCCGUCUACUGGAGAGCUCCUGAGCUUUCUGCCUUGUGACUUGGAGCCUCUCAACGCCAGGCAGCAAGAAAAUGGAGCCCCUUCAUAGAAGUCUCUUCUGCAGGCCUACACUCAAGGGUGUCUCUCUUUCUCUCCCUCCUUUCCUCCCUCCCUCCCUCCCCUUCCCUCUCUCUCUCUCUUUCCCUCUCUCUCUCUCUCUCUCUCUCUCUCUCUCUCUCUCUCUGUGUGUCUGUCUGUCUGUCUGUCUCCCACAUAGCCUUUCACAGUCUUCAAGGACCCAGCCCAUCUGUGUGAUUUUGACUCUGAAGUCCAGGAUAGAAAUGCUGACCCAGUCACUCCUGUACAGGCACAGCCUACAUACAGUUCUGUGGUUGGUUUUCUUGAGGCCCGGAAGUAGAAAAGAGUUUCAGUAGACAGGGGAUGAACCACUGUGUAAGCAGAGCCAUCAAGGGACUGACUGUUCUGUGGCCUACUUGUAGGAGAAAGUAGGCCAGCAUGCCUAGAACACACAGCCUCCUUGGGCUGGCUAGAUCUGGUCUGGAAUUUCACACUUGGGGUAUGGGGCAGGGUUUGUGUGUAGCCUAGGCUGGUCUCAAUGCUGAGAUCCUCCUCCCUCAGCUUCCCAAGUAGUAGAAUUACAGGUGUGCACUAUUAGAGGCAAGCAUUUUCAUAGCUCUUUUAAGGAUUUUUUUUAUUAUGUUUAUUUAGUGUGUGUGUGUGUGUGUGUGUGUGUGUGUGUGUGUCACGCAUACAUACCAUAACUCAAGAGUAAAUGCCAGAAGACAAGUCUGCUCUCUUCUUUCACCACAUGCGACCCAGGAAAUGAGCUCGGGUCAUCAGGCUUAGCAGCAAGCCCCCUUGACCCAGUGAGCCAUCUCGCCAGCCCCAUCUUUUAAGUUUUUGUUUUUCUAAAGGCCUUUCCUUUUUAUCUUCAGUGAUGGCAACUUCAGUGUGGCUGAGGUAGAAGAUAGAAGUUUAUCCCCACUGCUGGCUCGUCUCCCACACUGACCUUGAAGUUUUUCUGGUGUUUGUUUGCUUGUUUGUUUGUUUGUUUAAAAAAAAGGAAAACAUGGCCUUGCUAUUACUGUGAGACUCAAGGAAGGGCCAUGAGUGUAUGUAUUAAAAAGCUUCACUUGGUUCCCAAGAGACAGCCCUGGGUGUCCCGGGACCCCGGAGGCCUCUAGAGAGCACCCUGUUAUUUAUUUAUUUUUCUCCUCGAAACGGUUCAUUGGACUUAAAAUAUUGUAGAAGGAGGUGACAGUUCUGCUGACUCAGAUGACUCUCAUCCUGGAGGUCCAGUCUGAGCAGCCUUGCCUGGAAGGUCUAGUCUGGCCCCGACUGAAGCUCCUUCCAGUGCUUGAACCCAUUCUCUGGUGCAGCGAAGAUGUUCGUCUUAGAUCUAAAUCAGCCCAAAAGUCCAGCCUGGCAGCCUCGGCAGAAUGGUAGCUGUCUGCAGCAUUACAAUUGUGCAACUUCUGGGGUUUCCCUUCUUUUCCUGUCAGUAAUAGAAAGUCCCCAGCUGUUCCUCAGAACAGACUCCUUGAAUACCAGAAUUUUCGCUCUGCUGGUGUUUCUGUGGGCCUCAAUCAUUUCUCACAGGUUAUUUGUUUCCUCGCAGGAAAUUACCUGUGCACAGAGCCCGCAGCUUCAAAUUCUGCUUCUUACAGAAGCUGCUCCCAGAAAAUAGUUUCAGAAGAGACAGGGGAAGUAGUGAUAAGAGAGACAUCACCCUGCCCCCCAGUGGUGGUCGCUCCAAAUUAAUGAAGGAACCCAUAGUGGGAUGUCUUUGAUGAACCCCACACUCAUGUACAUAUAUGUAUGUAUAGACAGUGUCGCUGACUUCAGGCACACCAGAAGAGGGCAUCGGAUCCCAUUACAGAUGGUUGUGAGCCACCAUGUGGUUGCUGGGAUUUGAACUCAGGACCUCUGGAAGAGCAGUCAGUGCUCUUAACCUCUGAGCCAUCUCUCCAGCCCAAGAUCUGAAAUUCUUAAUUGAAGAGUCUCGUGGCCUCAUUUGAACCCACUGUAUGACCAUACACUGAGCUGCACCUUUUGGAAGCAAGCAGGCCCAUCCUGGGGUUUUUCCCUCAAUAUAGAAUCACGGAACCUAGACUCUAAGGCCAAGGGGUCACGGUUGCCUGGGAGCCUGUUUCAUAGAGAGAGAUCGGGCACCACAGAAACCAUCAUAUCCAGAGCUUAGAGUGGGCAAGCUAAUUGCCCUAGGAAGAGGAAUGACUUGAAGGAGCUGAGGUCACAGGGUUGUUGUUUUGUCCAUGGCUGACCUGAGAUUAUGUUUUUACCAGAAAACCCUGUUUCUAGUUGUAUCGUGGCUCAGCCUUGGCACGCACCCUUAAUCCCUCUGUCUGGGACACAGACACACCCGUAGAACACAUCUUUAAUCCCAAAGGAUGAAGGCGAGGCUAGUCUGUAGAAGGACGUCUAAUUGAGUGGUGGAAUCAGAGAAAGCGAUGAAUCAGAGGAAGAUUCGGCAGCAUAGGGUUAUGCCCAACCCUCACAAGAACAGAGAGGAAAGAGAAAGCUGUGCAGAGAGAAAAGACGGCAGAUUUACCAGCACCCGUUGUACAGAGACAGAUUGCAGAGAAAGAACAAGCUGGACACAGGUGAAGAAAGAAGGAGCCAGAAGAUUAGCACAGGUCCCAAAGUUAGUAUCUGAUCAAGCAGAGCAAUUCGGGGGAAGCCGAGAGAAGCCGGAUUGAAUCAGUCAGCUUGGAAAGGAGUUUGAGCCAGAGUUGACCAGCCAGCCACGGAGAGCAAGUCCAAUAUCAUAGGCCAAAAACAUUCUAGGCCUACAUAAGAUUUAACAGAGGCUAGAAACUUCCACGACUAGGUCUAGGUCAACAGAGGCAGCCUCAGAGAAGACCAUUACGUCUGGCGAAUAGAAGCUACUUUUACAAGAAGGCACACUUAGGAAUGGCUUAUGGGAGAGGUGUAUUGCACAUUAGCACAGGGCUAAACUCUAGAGAUGUGAAUUAUUGAGUGAAGGAGGUGGGCAUUUGGGAGUUGUAAAGCUUCAACGAAGAAGAAAAAGAAAAACUUAGACUACUUCCGCUCUAAGCAUCCGUUAGUCGGGGAACAGAGCAAGCUGGUCAUUGGAAAAGAAGGGUAGUUGGGAAAUCUAGUGGUAAUGUCUGAAAACAAGUCGUAAGGAAUAAAAAGAACUUUAUAGACAAGUGAGAUGUGAGGGGGAAGGGGAUGAGAAGGAAUGAGACCAGGAGGGGUACAGUCUGGUCCCAAAGAGUGCUUAGAAUGAGGGAAGUCACUGCAGGGCUAAAGCACACAGUAUUCAUGUCUGCUGAUGCUGUAACAAAUUACCAAACACUAGGUGGCACGAAACAAAACCCACAAAGGCCUGAAGUGGGUGUCUUUAGGUUUAAAGCACUGUCAGGCCCCGUUCCUUCUAAAGGCUCCUGAAGAGAACCGCCCCUAUCCAUUCUGGUUUUCCAGAGCUUGUGCUCCUGAGUUUCCUGCUUUUUUCCUUUCUCCUCAAAGCCAACAGAAAAGCAACUUUAGUUCUCUCCCUCCAGCCUGGGAUCUCCUGCUUGCUUCUUCCUCACUUAAAGCAUACCUGAAGCCAGGUCUGGUGGCAUAUGACUUUAAUCCCAGCACUCUGGAGGCAGAGGCAGGCAGAUCUCUGAGUUCAAGGCCAGCCUGGUCUCCAGAGUGAGUCAAAGGACAGCCAGGGCUAUGCAGAGAUGUGCAGGCUGUGCAGGAGCUAUGCAGAAGUAUGUUGUACAUUAGCAUACAGCCGAACUCUAGAGAUGUGUCUCAAAAUAACAAAACAAACAAAUGCACAUAGAGUGCUUUUACCUUGGGUUCAAACAACGAGCUACUUUUGUUCCUUCUGUAGCUCUUAAGUGUUCCACACUUUGGAACAAAAUCUAUUCAGAAGGACUAAGAAAGACAUGGAUGGGGUUGGGGAUUUAGCUCAGUGGUAGAGUGCUUGCCUAGCAAGUGCAAGGCCCUGGGUUCGGUUCCCAGCUCCAAAAGAAAAAAAAAGAAAAAAGAAAAAAAAAAAGAAAGACAUGGAUGUCCAAUGCUCCCUACACCAUGCAGGAAGCAGAGGAUGGUUGCAUCGAGAAAAGUUGUCACCAACGCUGUGUGGAAAAGAUCUAGCAUCCAAGAAAAGCCAAAACUUAAUUGCCAUUUUAUCCAAUUUAUAUUGGUUGUCAUCCUGACAACUGGUUUUUUAAUCACCUUCUUAGCAUGGCUGUUUAUAGAUUAGGUUGAAAAAAGACCCACCUGAAUGAAAAGGUUGGCAGCCUGGGUUUAUGGUCUGGAGUCUAAGUAUAGAAAACAGUGAGCUGAGGACCAGAGGACUAGUAUUGGUAGUUCCUCCCGGCGCCCCUUCUCCCACCUUGCUCCCCCCCCCCCCACACUGCGGAUACAAUGUGUCCAAGUGCUUUCUGCCAUCCUGUCCCGCCGUCCAACCUUCCCCAUCAUGACUGACUACCCUCUUAAACUGGGAUUCAAAAUAAACCACCCUUCCUUCCUUCCUUGGGAUAGGUUGUUGUUGUUGUUGUUGCUGCUGCUGUUUUGGGCUUUUUGUUUGUUUGUUGUUUUGUGUGUGUUUAGCCAUGAACUCCGUCACAGCUGUGGUGUUGUGGUUUGCCCUGAAGUUAUCUGUAUUUUGAUGCUAAUUCCACUGCCCCAAGGACAGCAGCCUAGUCAAGGACUCAGAACUUAGGUGACUUCACCAGAACCACCUCUCCAUUGAAUUUUUAAAGUAUGGUGAGGGGCAGGUACAGGAUAGAAGGAGGCCUGUCAUUGGAGGAGAAGGAAGGAUGGGCGGGAGAGAAGUUUGAAGGAAGAGGAGGAGACUAAGGGAGAGUGGAGAAGGAAGACGGAGAGAGAGGAGAAGCCAUGGCAGGUGAUGUUAAGAUUCUGCUCUGUGUAUUUACAGGUUGUUAUCAAUGUUCCUAAGGGAUAGAUGGUACUGGGCUUUAUAUGUUUAAGUGGGCAAUCAUAUCUUUCCAAUUGGAUCUAAGAUUAUUGUGUUGUGUGUUCUUUUAUGUGAGGGUUUGAGUGUAGGAAAGUGUGCGGCUGGGCUGUGUUUCCGCCAAGAUAUCUAACAGGUAUCUGGGCACCGCGGUACAGAGUUAUCAGGGUAAAGGACACCGAUACUCUUUAUAUUUUUACAACAACACAGUGGUAUUAAUUAGUAAAGGCAUCAGAGUUCUGGCAGUUUUCAUAACAAGUGAGUUCCUGGUAACUGCUGCUGGAUAACAAGUCACCCCCCAAGCCUGCUGUCUUUAGGACAAUAAGGAACUUCUUAUGGCUCCCAACACAUGCACACUUGUCCUGUUGGCUUCGCCUGGCUCAUUCACAAAACUACUUAUAGCUGGAGGGUCAGCAAACCUGGAAGAUCUGUAUAAACUUGGCGACAGCCACUGACAGACUAUUUUGAUGGAUCUUGGGCUCAGUAAGGCCGGGCCAGCAGUAGCAAGAUUAUGGACCUGCAGGAUCUCAGAGCCUGAACUCAUUGCACAAAGCCAGCCAGAGUUCAAGAGAGAGGGAAAACAGACUGAUUUCUCCUGCUGCUAGGGACACUGUCGCACUGCCUCGCAUCAUGAAGUGGUGACUUUACAGGUAGUAAUGUGGCACUGAGGGUUGCAGUCUGGCAUUUGAGAUUGGAGGGGUAAUGUGCCCCUGAUGACAGCGGUACCCAAGGCUCAGCCAACGGGAUGAGUGGUACGAGUGCAAUAAGAACCAUAGAUCCUGAGCGAAGGGAGCUACAAGGCUGGAGUAGAGAACAUCUAAUCCUCCGGAUAGAGAGCAGAAAUCGUGGCAAGCAGAGAGGAACGGGCUGUGGUCCAGAUUGUGACUGUAGCUAGCGGUUGGAAAAGUCUGGAAUGACCACACCGAUGACAUGGUUCUGCAGACCACAAGGACGAUGACCACAGCACACAGGGCCAUUUCAUGAACAAUACCCAGUACCCAGAACCCCUUCCUUUAGUCCUUCAUAAAAUAAACUCGCCACUUCUGACAUCCAGACGGAGUGGUGGGUGGCUGUUGCAAGGCAUAGUUUAACCCUUAUCCUCCACGUCCUUCCGAGUUUAUUCAAGGAGGAAAUGCUGUAAGGGGGUCACCAGGGUUCCCAUCUGCCGUUUCUGUCUUUCCUGCCUCCUUGGAUUAUCUAUCUAAAGGCAAGAGAGUACUCAGGCAGACAAGCAAGAUUUGCCAGGGUGAAAUGUAUUAACUCUGCUAAGGGGAUACUAUUCAUCACUCCCACUGAAAGUAAAUAAAAAAUCAGACAGCAGACAGUGAUCAUCCAGCACUCACUCAACCUCCAACGUGUAGAUAGGAAUAAACCGAAAGCUGUUACGAAGGGGGUAAAAUUGCUUAUUUGUGCAUUUGCUUCCAGGAAUAGGUGUUUAUGGGUAACUCGUGAGCAGCUGAUUUGCUGGGAUACUGAGAAGGCAUGACUACCUCUCUGGCUGUAGUUUUGAAUUCCUACAAUACUUUUUGGCUUGUCGUACACACUGGAAAGCUGUUUGCUCUGAAUGAAAUAUUCAGGGUGUUGGGUGUUGAGGAGUUCAGUGGUGCUUACUGCAAACUAUAUGGGAUUAGAACCCCAGCCAUGGGUGUUGUCUUUACCUCUGACGCCCACUCACUGUUUUUUUGUUUCUUUUAAAAUUACAUAAAUAAUUUUACCUAAAAUGAAGGAUAGUCUCUGUGGUAAGAGCCUGAGUAGAACCAUUAAGGGUUUCUGACCACCUCAAAGACAUAUGUAAAAACCGACAUAGUUAUUAAUUUCACCAACAUAUUAGAGAUCCCCAUGACUGGGGGGUCUCCUCUUCAGAGUCAGCUAUCACAGUGAGUUUGCUAAGUGACAAGACAUCCAAUUCUCUAGUUUUUAGUUUCCUAUGUUGUCCCUAAAUUCAAACAUUCUUCUAAAAUAAUCUUUCAAAACAAUCAAAUCCCCCAGCAAAGACCGAUUUUUUUUUCUUCCUACCUCUUAGGAUAUUCAAGGCAAUGUACCUUGGUUUCAAAGUUAUGGGGGUUCCAAAUGAAGCCAGUUUGCGGUUCCGCCCUGACACCCAUGGCAACCUCACCAGGACAUUGUCAAAGAAACACUUCCACCCUGAUUCCUUUCUGACUCAAGUCAGCCACUCCUCAUCUUGAGUUUCCAUUCCUCAGUGUCCAGUGGGUUAUGCCUGAGUUAGCGCUUAUAAAAAUCCUUCCUUUGGGGCGAUCUCUGUCAGGAUUAAGUAUGUGGGUUUACCUCUGAAGUUGAUGUUGGCUUUCUUUUUUUUUUUUUUUAAGAUUUUAUUUAUUUACUUCAUGUGUGUGAGUACACUGUUGCUCUCUUCAGACACACCAGAAGAGGGGAUCAGAUCCCCAUUACAGAUGGCUGUGAGCCACCAUGUGGUUGCUGGGAAUUGAACUCAGGACCUCCAGAAGAGCAGUCAGUGCUCUUAACCACUGAACCAGGACUCUUAGUCCCAGGACUCUCUUUUUAACAUUGUCCGAAAGACCCUGUCUUCCUCAUCAGCGAAUCUGGGGCCAUAACCAGGACUUACCCAUCAAUCCACUCAACUCUCUCACUGAGUGUAGGAGAUGGAUUCUGCCAUGGUUCCCUCUGAACUAAUGGACAAUACCCAGGAGGUAAACCCCACCCAGUCGUCUGAGGGAUAGGAAAAUGGGGGGUAGCUGAGAUUCAAGCUCACUCCAUCUCAGGCACCAAGGUUCCACGCUCCCUAUGUUGGUGACCAAGUCAUUAUGAGUCUUGAUCAUGUAUCUACCCCAGCCAUUGGGCACAUUUACCAAUUUUAUCUUUGGUCUCUAGACUGGUGAUAACCAUAGUGGGUACUGAGGAGGUCAUCCAUCCACUGCCAAAAGCAAGCUUCUGCCACAUUGUUCUGUUAGACAAGGGAAUAAAAAUACCACUGAACCUCUGGAAGAGCAGUCAGUGCUCUUAACCACUGAGCCAUCUCUCCAGACAGAAUCUUAGGGAGCCACCACACCCGGCUGACAAUCAGGAUAGACUUUUAUUUUUGUCCUCAAGAUGUUGUUUGCUUGUUUGUAAAUAUAAGCAGGUGGGGAAUGGCCAUUUAUUUUCAGCCUCCUGGUGCUACACAACCCCAAGUCAAAUCCUGACCCAAACCACAUACCUGCUCCCUCAAAGCCUUCCUAAAAAGCCAUUCUCCUGUCUCAGGUUUCACAACUGCCUGUGACAACACUGUGGUUGACAGAACUGCUUUACCUUCAGGGAAGACCCAGCUCUGAGAAGACAGUCUGUGGCACCCUCCACCUCUUGUCUUUACCAUCUAAAGGAUGGCUUUCUGCAAGUCAGCUCUGCUGGGUUGAAGUUAGAGCUUUAUAAAUGGACUCUGACAUGGACUACGAAAGACCCAACGUUGAAACCAUCAAGUGCGUGGUUGUGGGUGACAACGCCGUGGGGAAGACUCGCCUGAUCUGUGCCCGGGCGUGCAAUACCACCCUGACACAGUACCAGCUGCUGGCCACCCAUGUGCCCACCGUGUGGGCCAUUGACCAGUACCGCGUCUGCCAAGAGGUCCUGGAGCGGUCCAGGGAUGUUGUUGAUGAAGUGAGCAUCUCCCUCAGGCUUUGGGACACUUUUGGAGAUCACCAUAAAGACAGGCGUUUCGCAUACGGCAGGUCCGAUGUUGUGGUUCUCUGCUUUAGCAUCGCGAAUCCCAACUCCCUAAAUCAUGUGAAAACCAUGUGGUAUCAAGAAAUCAAGCACUUUUGCCCUCGAACACCUGUCGUUCUGGUUGGCUGCCAGCUAGACCUCCGCUACGCCGACCUGGAGGCUGUUAACCGGGCCAGACGCCCCUUAGCAAGGCCCAUAAAGAGAGGUGAUAUUUUGCCCCCAGAAAAAGGCCGCGAGGUGGCGAAGGAACUUGGCAUCCCGUACUAUGAGACCAGCGUGUUUGACCAGUUUGGCAUCAAGGACGUGUUCGACAAUGCCAUCCGGGCAGCCCUCAUCUCCCGCCGGCACCUGCAGUUCUGGAAAUCCCACUUGAAAAAAGUCCAGAAGCCUCUGCUUCAGGCGCCCUUCCUACCUCCGAAAGCUCCUCCCCCGGUCAUCAAAGUCCCCGAGUGUCCGUCCACCGGGACGAGCGACGCAGCCUGUUUACUGGACAAUCCCCUAUGCGCCGACGUCCUCUUUAUCCUCCACGACCAGGAGCACAUCUUUGCGCACCGCAUUUACCUCGCUACCUCUUCUUCCAAAUUCUACGACCUUUUUUUAAUGGAGUGUGAAGAUUCCCCGGGUUGGAGUGGAGGAGCUGGUGAGGAGGUGCCAUGCAGGGAUUUUCAGGGGCGGACGCAGAGUCUUGGAGCAGCCGAGGAAGGGCAGGAGGGCUCCCAGAGGACCCCUCAGGCUGACCCAGGAGCAUCUUCAGGCCAGGACCUCUUGGAGAGUCUGGCUUCGCAGACCGAUGCCUCGGUUUCCGAGGCGCACGCCCUAACCGGCUGGAGCAAGGGGUUUGUCAGCAUGCACAGGGAGGUGCGGGUCAACCCCAUUUCCAAGCGGGUGGGCCCAGUGACCGUGGUCAGGCUGGACUCUUCGAUGCAGUCAGGCCCUUUCCGGACCCUACUGAGAUUCCUCUACUCUGGGCAGCUGGACGAAAAGGAGAAAGAUCUCCUGGGGCUAGCUCAGAUGGCCGAGGUCUUGGAGAUGUUUGAUCUGAGGAUGAUGGUGGAGAAUAUCAUGAACAAGGAGGCCUUUAUGAACCAGGAGAUCACGAAAGCCUUCCACGUCAGGAAAGCCAAUCGGAUCAAAGAAUGUCUCAGUAAGGGCACCUUCUCAGAUGUGACAUUCACCUUGGAUGACGGAGCCAUCAGUGCCCACAAGCCGCUGCUGAUCUGUAGUUGCGAGUGGAUGGCCGCCAUGUUCGGGGGCUCCUUUGUGGAAAGCACCAACAGUGAGGUUCACCUUCCAAACAUAAACAAGAUGUCCAUGCAGGCCGUGUUGGAAUACCUCUACACCAAGCAGUUGUCGCCCAACUUGGACCUGGACCCUCUGGAGCUAAUCGCCUUAGCUAACAGAUUUUGCCUGACACACUUGGUUGCACUCGUAGAACAGCAUGCCGUCCAGGAGCUCACUAAGGCCGCUGUGAGUGGUGUGAGCAUUGAUGGUGAAGUACUCUCCUACUUGGAGUUGGCGCAGUUUCACAAUGCCAACCAGCUAGCCGCCUGGUGUUUACAUCACAUCUGCACCAACUACAACAGCGUCUGUUCCAAGUUCCGCAAGGAAAUCAAAUCCAAGUCAGCAGACAACCAGGAGUACUUUGAACGCCACCGCUGGCCCCCUGUGUGGUACCUUAAGGAGGAAGACCACUACCAGCGUGUGAAGAGGGAACGAGAGAAAGAGGACCUGGCGCUGAACAAGCACCAUUCGAGGAGAAAGUGGUGUUUCUGGCAUCCGUCCCCAGCCGUGGCCUGAGGAGGAGGGAGAGGGGACCGUCAUCCGCUGAGGCCACCUCCACCGUUGACAGCUCUACUGUUAAAAACCAGCCUCCUUAGCCGUCCGCGCAGUUAGGGUUUGAGGCACUGGCUUUUCCACUCGUGUGCAUUUAUCUCCACCAGGAUCAAAGAGAAAGCUUUGAUGCCAUCAACAGGGCAUAAAAGGAAAACUGACUGACUUUCCUCUGAACCCUUCAGACCCAUAAUGUCCUCCCUUUUCUUUCUUUUUUUUUUUUUUUCCUUGUUAGGAAGCUUUAAUACACUUUAGUCCGUUAUUUUGUUCCUUUUUAUACAAAGACAAAACAAAGCCCAGCUUUCCUGUCCCCAGAUUCCAGAUUGGAGAAUAUUUUUAUAAGGACUCUUGUCUGUCGCUGAAGUGACAAUACUGUGUAUUCCUCUCUUUUACAGGCCACACAUUGACCAUGAAGUUGCUCCCCACCCCCACCCACGAGUCUCUCGGCCCAUGUGCCCGCCGAGCGUUACUCAUAAUUACAGAGUUAUCCUUUUGUUGCGAGGUAAAGGGGUGGGGCUGAAAUCACCCGAACUAUAAGCUAGAAGCGCCUAAUCUUUGCUCUGAUGAGCCACUGGUGUAAGUUCCUAUUCACACGAUUUCCUCUGUAAGUGCUUGUAAUUAUAAGGUUAUCUGUGCCAUAUAAACUAUGGUGAGGGCAGAUAUCCUACCAUUUAAAAUGUCUAGAUUUAAAGAGGCUAAGCCUUAUAAUCAUUAGAAGGGCUUAUUCAACCCCAGUCCUGUCAGGGGCAAGGCUGACUGCCAGGCCUGCGUACCUACAACAACGGCCAGCCAAGUCCUACCGUUGGAUAACCGUGUCAGAGUCGGUGGCUUUCGAUGGUCUCUGAUUUCGCUGUGCUCCCACCAGCAAACCCUCCUGGGGCCUGAAGAGAGGUAAGGGAAGGGGAAAAGACUCAUCCCACUGGCUACAGGUCAGUCACCUCGGCCUCACGGCCUCACACCUACAGCCAACUUCACUUUGUAAGACAAGUAUUUGUAUUUUUUUUUUUUUAAUUUUAACUCUUCCCAGGGAAAAUUCAGGUCACCACUGAAGUAGGCCAAGGCAGGGCACCUGCUUCUUAGAGAGGUCUCACCAGGGAGCCUGUGAAAGCACAAAGCUGGGGGUUGGGUCCUGCCUUCUCCAGCAGGGAAAGGAGUCAGUUACUAAGAGCAUAGGGAAUGGUGCUAUUCCGAGGUAGUUCUGACCCCGUGCCCCUUGGGAAGGUCAGUGUUAGAACAGAACUUGCAAAGCAGGGGAGGUCUCAAGAGGCAUCAAUAUCAUUGCCUCUCCGCAGAUUAAAAUGUUACAGUAUACACACUUGCACACACACACACACACACACACAACCAUCAGAGAGUCACAACUCCACACCUGCCACAGGAUGUCGUGUGCUAGACACUGGGGCCCAUCCUGUUGGGAGGUCACCUUACUGAUGCUAAGGGCUAUUGAUUUUUUUGUUUGUUUGCUUUUUGGUUUUGGGUUUAUUUUGUUUUUUGUUUUGUUUUGUUUUGUUUUGUUUUCUCUGAAGAUGGGAAAGAGACAGUUGAGUCCAAACUCCAAAUGCCAUAUGGAUUUGGAAAUCUGUGUAGACCACAGGCAGGUGUUUGUUUCUGGCAUGGCCACAUUCCAGAUACAAGAACGUAGAGAGACCCAGCAAGGCACCACACCCUCUCAUGGCAGAGAGGGAGCAGUGGGGCAGGGUGAGGGCCAGCUAAUAAAGCCUCCCCUCCCCCCCUUAACUUUGUUCAUAGGGCAAAUGGCUGACGGAAGGAGAAGGUGGGUAGGUUGAGAGGGUAUGCGUCAAGACUUGGGGAGAGGUAGCAGAUAGCCGUCUUGAGGCUCUGUUUUCAAUGAGUAGUCCUAGUCGACCUUAACCAAAGCUCCAUCCGAUUGUAUUCUUGCCAAAACACAACAGACACAUGCACGAACAUGGGGCGUAAGCAAUAAUGUCCUCUCGUGUUCUCCACGGCUGCUCGAACCAAGUGGCUGGUUCAUUUGGUUGACACUGAUUCGCCUUUAACCAUGACGGUUCCUGUUUUUUAUUUCACAGAAAGCCAAUAAAAUUGUUUAGCUAUAAAAAAAAAAAAA